Pleurotus ostreatus (oyster mushroom) is the source of this 2007-nucleotide messenger RNA. RefSeq lists its product as uncharacterized. Lineage: Eukaryota; Fungi; Basidiomycota; Agaricomycetes; Agaricales; Pleurotaceae. The coding region runs from base 1 to 2007 and encodes 668 amino acids. The record is from RefSeq and is a predicted model, not a curated record. Gene Ontology annotation, biological process: proteolysis. Gene Ontology annotation, molecular function: serine-type peptidase activity. The transcript is spliced from 6 exons.
AUGGCCACUGGCAUAAAAGCCCCCUACGGUACUUGGCAAUCCCCAAUCACUGCCGAUGCUAUUCUUCAGGGGUCUAAACCGAUCGCUGAGCUUCUUGUCGAUCCCAUCGCAAACAAAAUCUACCAUGUCGAAUCCCGACCAGCAGAGGCAGGAAGGAGCGUCCUAGUCGAGACAGAGACAGCCCGAGAGUUGGUUGGCAAGGAGUGGAAUGUACGCACAGGCGUGCACGAGUACGGCGGAGGUGCUGCCAUCGUCUACAACGGCAUCGCCUACUUCUCUCACUACGGCGAUGGCAGAGUGUACACCGUUGAUGUCAAAGCAGAGGGUGCUACCCCUGAGGCCGUCACUCCAGAUAGUAAAAGUCUUCAUCGGUUCGCCGAUUUCGAUGUUCAUCCGAAGAAUUCUGAACUUGUGGUGGCGAUCAUGGAAGACCACACUGACGAUCCCAAUGGUGAAGCCCCGUCCAAGGUAGUCAAUACUCUCUGCAUCAUCGACACGACGUCCAAGUCCGUCAGCUCUUUGGUUUCUGGUGCCGAUUUCUAUUCCAAUGCAAGGUUCUCGCCGGAUGGCACUCGUCUCGUUUGGGUCCAGUGGUUCCACCCUGACAUGCCCUGGGAGGGUUCUGAGCUGAGGCACGCUGAUAUUGUCGUCACAGAGGGGAAAGUGAGCUUGUCCAAUGUUCUCACUAUCGCCGGCGUGCCAUCGCAGAUCAGUGUCGCCUUCCCAUCUUGGAUCAACAACGACACUAUACUGUUCACGAGCGAUCAAUCUGGAUAUCAAAACCUUCAUAAGUACGCGGGCGGCCAAGAUACGCCGGUAUUCCUUGAACCCAUCGCACAGGACUUCAGCCAGCCGGCUUGGGUGUUGGGCUGGUCACCUUAUGUCCCCGUCGAUGAUAUCGGACGGACUAUCCUAUGCACAGCGUGGAAGGACGGAAAAAACAUCAUAUACCUCGUCGACAUCCAAAGCAGAGCUGCGCCGAAACUCAUCGAGGCACCUUUCGUAGCCAUCGACGUCAUCCGCGCUGUUUCCACUGGCAGCCAUCAGGCUGUCUUCUCGUCUCCCAAGGUCGAUGGCGAUAGCGCUAUCAUUCUUUGCACUUUGCCUUCUUCCUUUGAACCCGAAGACAUCAAAUUCACGGUGGUUGGUCCGGCACAAAAGAAGGGUUUAUCAGGCAAUUUCCCAGACGGCAUCGUUUCUGUACCUCGGCCUCUUAGCAUUGGCCCCCAAGAUGCGCUCGUCCACGUUGUUUAUUAUCCGCCAACCAACCCGGCGUAUAGUGGUAGUAGCAUCCCGGACGAGCUACCACCCUGUGCCGUGAGUAUCCAUGGGGGUCCAACGGCUCUCGAAACCCAAGGGUUGAACUGGAAGAAGCAGUAUUUUACAAGCCGAGGUUGGGCUUGGCUCGACAUUAAUUACGGUGGUUCAUCCGGUUACGGCCGUCAGUAUAUACAACGUCUCGCAGGAAAAUGGGGAAUUGUCGACACAGAGGAUUCAAUCAAGGCCGUGGACAUCCUUUCCAAAGCGCCGUACAGUCUCCUUGACGCUAAGAGAACCGCAAUUCGGGGAGGUUCUGCUGGAGGAUACACUGCCCUCGCCGCGCUUUCGAUCAGCUCGAAUCCGGCUGCCUUCGCCGCCGGUACCUCGUCCUACGGCAUCUCCGACGUUGCCAAGCUCGCUGAGUUCACGCACAAGUUUGAAUCCCACUACAUGACCAGGCUCAUCGGGGCUACCCCAGAAGAAAACCCGCAACUAUACAAGGAAAGAUCUCCAAUUUACCAUGCGGAUAACAUCACCUCUCCACUCUUGAUCUUGCAAGGAGAAAUCGACCGAGUCGUUCCGAAAGAACAAGCAGAGCAGAUGCGGGAUAUCAUUCUGGAGAAAGGCGGUGUGGUGGAAUACAAACUAUACGAAGGCGAAGGGCAUGGGUGGCGCCAGGACAAAAACAUCAAGGAUGCGCUUGAACGAGAGUUGGAUUUCUACGAACGUCAGUUCAAGUUGAAGUAA